AUGUCGACUCAAAAAUAUGAAUCGGGCUAUUCGAAACUCAAGAAAAAGAAAAGAGUUGAAGCUUUGAUUGAAUCACAAAAAGGGGCUUUAGACAAAUUUGUUAAGACAAACAAAAAAAGUGAAAUCGAAAAUAAUAGUGAUUGUUCGCUGAAUGAACAAGUUAAUAAUGUAAACCAUGAUGAAAAUGAAAAUCGAGAAGAGGUAGUUGACGAACAAGUUAACAAUAUAUAUGCUAAUGAAAAUAGAGAAGGAAUAGCGGGUGAUAAUGAAAUUAUAGUAUCGGUUAAUAGGCAAUAUAAUAUUGAUUCUGACACUAACAAUGAAGAUAGAGAAAAAGUAUUAGAAAAAUCAUCUCAUAAAAAUAUAUAUGACCCAAGUCAAUGGAUAACUAUUGACACAAAUUUGAGAGAUUUAUUAGUAGAAAAUGGUCCUAUUAAAGUUACCGAUAUAGAUUUUCCUAAGGAUGCAUAUGCAAGACACUUUUCUUCAUCACUUUACAUUCAACAAUUAUUCAACGGAGAGAAGCGUGAAAGAAGAUGGUCAACAAUGUCUCAACAUAGAUUAAAUGGAUUGGCUUUAUUAUCGAUUGAAAAAGAAAUGUUACAUGAAAUUGAUUACAAUAGUUUAAUAAAUGAUUUUACAUCUCAAAAAGCUCGAAGAGUAAAUUUUAAAUAA
This is a messenger RNA of Vicia faba (fava bean), 675 nucleotides long. Lineage: Eukaryota; Viridiplantae; Streptophyta; Magnoliopsida; Fabales; Fabaceae. The record is from the annotation of a GenBank genome assembly.